AUGUUUAACAAAGAAUUUAAUUUAUCUUUUCGUCCACUUGUAUCACACUCUUGCAGAAAAUAUGAAGCAUACACUAUUAAAAUUGAAGCUGCAGAAUCUGAAGCCCAUACAAAUAAUCUUAAACAAGAAUUAGAAUUACAUCAAAGAAAGGCAAGUAGUGCAUGUACUGGACUUCAAAACGACACUAAAUUGACUAAAAACAACCCUGACGAUGUUACAGUCAUAAGGUUUGAUUUAAUGAAAACCUUACCUACUCCUUAACUAUCAGCAGGUAUUUAUUACUAUAAACGAUAGUUAUGGACAUAUUGUUUAGGAAUCCACAACAUGGGUAAUGAUAACAUUUACAUAGUUCUUUAAAAUGAGUCGGUUGCCUCUUAGGGUCCCCAGGAAAUCGGAUCUUGUAUUUUAUAGUUUUUUAAACAAAUUGUUAAAACAGAAUAUUUAAUUACGUAGUCCAACUAGUGUGGUGGUCGAAAUCGAAAUAUUAAGCUAUCCUUUUUGUGUCAGUAUAUUGUUUCUAGUCCUGAAUACACAAUUGAGAAAAUAUAUCAUACAUUUUUGGUUAGUGGACAUUCAUACUUGCCAUGUGACUCUAAACAUUUUUAUCUGAGAACAUUGGAAAAAGGUUAUUUCGGUGGCACUCAAAAGAAAACCUUUUAA
Molecule: messenger RNA, 660 nt
Organism: Cinara cedri
Lineage: Eukaryota; Metazoa; Arthropoda; Insecta; Hemiptera; Aphididae
Source: the annotation of a GenBank genome assembly